Molecule: messenger RNA, 1137 nt
Organism: Polychytrium aggregatum
Lineage: Eukaryota; Fungi; Chytridiomycota; Chytridiomycetes; Polychytriales
Exons: 4
Coding region: 94-990 (298 amino acids)
Biological process (GO): biosynthetic process
Cellular component (GO): cytoplasm
Molecular function (GO): isomerase activity
Source: RefSeq, a predicted model, not a curated record
UGUCAUCGCCGUCAUGGGCGCAGGGUCGAGUAUAUCAAGCAGCCCCGGCCCUCUCUUCCUCGAUCCCAUAUUCCCCAGACAGCACUGCUCGCCAUGACCAACCUGGAAUUCGCUAUCGUCGACGCAUUCGUUCCCAAGAAGGACCUUCGGUUUGCCGGCAACCCUGCUGCCGUCGUCCGCUUCCCUCAGGCUCAGGCCGGAUUCCCCAGCGACUCUGCCCUCGCCGCGAUUGCCGUCGAAUUCAACGCACCGGCCACCUGUUUCCUGCUACCCCACCCCGAGUCCACGGCCAAUGUCCCGAGCUACCAUAUCCGCUAUGUCAGCCCCCACUACGAGAUCCCACUCUGUGGACAUGGCACCCUGGCCACAUCCCAUUUGCUCUUCUCGGAGCUGCCGGCGAGCGUCCAUACCAUCAGGCUGGUGACCCGGAGCGGCCAGAUCGUGACCAGCCGUCGGCUCGGGGACCAGAUCGAGUUCGAGUUUCCCCUCUUCCCGGUCCAUGACCUUGCCGACCUCAAGCAGCAGGAGCACUCCACGUCGGUGCUGCAGAAGGCCAUCCCGGGAUUCACUGCUGCCGACAUUGCGUCUCUGAAAACGGCCAACGGCACUGAUCUGCUCGUCGAGCUCAAGGACUCGGUCGAUCUUGAGGCGCUCAAGGUCGAGACUUCGCUACUGGAGAACCUUGGCUUCAAGCGGCUCACCCUGACCAGCGCCCGCCCGUCGCCUGCCCUCCCGGUCGCCGAUUUCCAAUCCCGAGUCUUCUACAGCACCGGAGAGGAUCCGGUCUGCGGCGUGGCACACUCGCCCCUCGGUGUCUACUGGCAGACCCGACUCUCCAAGUCCGAGUUGGUUGCUUACCAGUCCUCUGGCCGACAGGGUCGUUUGGAUGUGAUCGUCGAUGCAGCCCACUCGCGCAUUUUCCUGAAGGGAUACGGCGCCACCGUCAUGACCGGCACUCUCUCUGGGGCUGCCCUGGCCUCGAUCCUGUAAUGGCAUUUGCCCAGAGGAACGGGCUCCUCCUUUGACAGCGGCUAUUCACUCUGAUCCAAUCCCAGAGCCCUUCGUGCAGUGUAGCUCGGCCAAGUGUUCGUCGCUGCAAAGCUGUUCAUUCGAGCAAUACACCACAGUUGCCGAGAU